Messenger RNA from Exaiptasia diaphana, 2338 nucleotides. RefSeq lists its product as uncharacterized. The coding region runs from base 93 to 1352 and encodes 419 amino acids. The transcript has 3 exons. NCBI's taxonomy places the organism in Eukaryota, Metazoa, Cnidaria, Anthozoa, Actiniaria, Aiptasiidae. The record is from RefSeq and is a predicted model, not a curated record.
UGGAGCAUGUCCUCCGUACUCUCAAGAAACAGUACCCUCAAAUUGCACGCGCAUUCUUCCGUCAGGAUAAUGGCGGUUGUUAUCAUUCAGGCAUGACAAUUCUUUCAGCCAAAAUGAUUUCAGAAAGAAGUGGAAUUUUCAUCUCUGAUAUUGACUUCAGUGACCCCCAGGGGGGUAAAGGAGCAUGUGAUCGAAAAGCAGCCCAGAUUAAAGCACAUGUGAAGAGUUACAUCAAUGAAGGAAAUUCAGUUACCACUCCCGUAGAGUUAAAGCAAGCAAUCGAGUCGAGAGGUGGCAUUCCCGGUGUAAGUGUUCAAGUAACAAAUGCCAAUGGUCCUGACGCUUUCAAACUGAAAGGGAUCAGCAAUUUGAACAAUUUUUCCUAUAAAAAGCAGGGUUUUCUGGCUUACCGGGCCUACAAAGUCGGAUGCGGCAAUGAAUACAAGUGGAAGUCUUWCCCAUCAGUGCCAAAAGCCUCGGACUUUGCAUCGUUCGGUGAUGAUUUGCAACCAGCUUACGUUUGUCGACGUCUUUCAGUCAGCGAUCAAAUAAGCGUGCAAAGAAUUGCCAAGAAGCGAACAAGCCAGAAGAAAGCGAUAAGGAGGAUGAAACUGACUGAGAGUUGCGAGAGUACAAGUAGUUCAGACAGCUAUGGACCAUCUCAAAGAAGAAUAUACCAUUGCCCAGAUGAAAGCUGUACCAAAACAUUCAUCAGAUAUUCUGCAUUGGAGCGACAUCUUGAGGUUGGUUCGCACAAAAGGUCUUUGGAAAAAAUGACACUUCAAGACAGAGCGAAAUUAAGUUAUGCAAAGAACCUGCAAGAAAGGUUGCAAUGUAUGCCACACUAUCGAAGCAGCAACAACCUCUUUUCAAUUUCUGAGGAUUUGAUCACGGCUGAUUGUCCCAAAGGCUGGGCCCUUAAGUCUAYGGCUUCGAAAUCACGUUUUACAGAAAAGCAGAAAGAAUUUCUUGAUUCCAAAUACAGUGUUGGAAUAGAGACUGGCAAGAAGCUCAAUGGUGAAGACGUAGCAAAAGAAAUGAGGACGGUGCGUGCGCAAAAUGGCAAUAGGAUGUUUGGCGUUGAAGAAUUUCUAACAGCGCAACAAAUAAGUUCCUAUUUCUCUCGUUUAACCGCAAAACGACGAAACAUGACAGUGAAGGACUGUACAGAUCAAGAUCGUCAAGAUUUAGUAAGAAAUGUCUCUCAAGAUGUAAUAAAGAGCCAAGAAGACCAAGGACAAUGUCGCUCGGAUUCACCUGCCCGUCAGGACGAAACGACCCCUCCAACCUCUACGAUUCGGAAAUCACGCUAUGGCAGAAUUCUUCRRAAUCGCGCUCAAGUAGACAACUAAUCUAUGGUGGUGUUAGUGUUUGACAGUAGAAGCCCUUGGAUUUGCAAGUCAUUGUUAUAUAACUGUUGAAAGAUGCAAGUGAUGCAAGUGUUUUAAUAUAAAUAAAUAUCCGAUUUUUUUUUAAAACAAAACAGGCAGUAAACAAACUGCCUAGAGCUCUUAUAAUGUAAUCCGCUCCGAACAUAUAUUUUAUGUAUUAGUAUGUAGUAGGCUAUUUCCGGUCAGCGGCUGAGAAUUGAACUUCCGGUGUUGCACUUGUCAAUAUCUGUCGAGUAAUCAACACAGUUUAUUUUAUAGCUCACAAAUAACUACAAAAUUAAAAUCCUAAAGCUUUAAGGAUGCUUAACAUGGAUUUUCCUACUAUAAACAAUGUGCAAGAGUUGAAACUGGCGUUAGAAAUGCAUUUUUCAAGGCCUCAUUUAACACAUGAUCACAUGCUUCAGAAUUCGUGAGGUAAGUCUAAAAAUGGCCAAAAAUAUAUGAAGUAACUCAGCCUUAAAUCCAUAAAAGUUACUCCUAAUUGUAUUUAGGGAUGAUUCAAACGUGUUUUAUGGCAAUAUAAGCGGAAUAAAUGAGCAAAGUUCGGAUUAUAAUGAUGUUCAUUAUCAUAGCGAUUUUGAGUGYUUACGAUAAUUCAGUCAAAUUGCAUGAGGCCCCGUCGUGAAUUUACAAGAGUCCCCAGAAAUGUUUUUAAAGCAUUGUCAUUAUCAAUGCUAGUAAAUACAGGGAAAAUAAAAGUGGCCAGAAGACUGUACUUUGGGAGAUAUCACUCAAAAUAUAUGGGUUACUUUUAGCGAUCAUAAAAAUAGUCAAAACCGUCUCUCCUCAAUACCACGAAUUUUCCUUGAAUUUUCCUUUGUUUAUUCCCAAAAGUGCCCGACUAAAACUAGAUAUGUUGCUCUACUAUCGGAGCGAGUUUGAAAUAAAAAGCCUGAAAAACAACGGAGAACGAGCUUCUUAAAUUUACUCAAUUUUUAAAGAACAUU